UGUUCCCAAUUAUUUCUUUUUUCUAUUUUUUGAAGGGACCCACUUAUCUAUCAACCCUUGCACUCCUCAGAAAUAGUCUUCACCAUCGAUUAAGAAUCAACGGUUCAGAUCAAGUUACUUCCCUACGAAAUGUUCUUUGCUUCCCUAGUAUAGGCUAUAACUUUUCUCAAAACAAAAGUAUCGUGAAAGCGAUGUUUCUAUCUAAAAAGAUAUCAACGGUUAAGAUCUUUUAGCAGGAAAACAGUAGCUGAUCUCAAACUUGGUGGGACCCAUGUUUUUUCUCCUUGAUCCUAUUUAUACAUGCAGGAGUCGAAGGGGUUAUUUCUUACUCAUUCACCUUUUCCUCUCGUUGCUUCAUCAAAUUGGUCAAUAUGGGAGCAAAAAUAUUUCUUUUUGCCCUGGUUCUCUCAGCACUGUUAUUUCCAUUAGACUCCUCAUCAAAUGAUGGCUUGAUUAGAAUUCGGCUGAAAAAAAUGAAAUUUGAUCAAAACAACCGACUUGCUGCACGCCUCGAGUCCAAGGAAGGGGACGUUUUAAGGGCGUCUUUUAGGAAGUAUAACUUCCAUGGUAAACAUGGGGACUCUCAAGAUACAGACAUUGUAGCACUGAAAAACUAUAUGGAUGCUCAAUACUUUGGGGAGAUUGGUAUAGGCACUCCACCUCAAAAAUUCACUGUAAUCUUCGACACCGGUAGCUCCAAUCUGUGGGUGCCUUCAUCCAAGUGCUAUUUCUCUAUUCCCUGUUUCUUUCAUUCCAAGUAUAAAUCAAGCCAAUCAAGUACUUAUAAGAAGAAUGGGGAGCCUGCUGCAAUUCAGUAUGGCAGUGGAGCCAUUUCUGGAUUCUUCAGUGACGAUAAUGUCAAAGUUGGAGACCUUGUGGUAAAAGAUCAGGAAUUUAUUGAGGCAACCAGAGAACCCAGUGUCACAUUUUUGGUAGCCAAGUUUGAUGGUAUAUUGGGUCUUGGAUUCCAGGAGAUUUCUGUUGGAAGUGCUGUCCCAGUUUGGUACAACAUGGUCAAACAGGGCCUUGUCAAAGAUCCUGUCUUUUCAUUUUGGCUCAACCGAAACACGAAGGACGAGCAAGGGGGAGAAAUUGUGUUUGGUGGUGUUGAUCCCAAUCACUUUAGGGGAGAAAUCACUUAUGUCCCAGUCACGCAGAAAGGUUAUUGGCAGUUUGACAUGGGUGAUGUUCUGAUCGAUGGUAAAGCUACCGGUUACUGUAAAAGUGGGUGCUCGGCUAUAGCAGAUUCUGGGACUUCUCUCUUGGCUGGUCCAUCGACCAUAAUCGCUACGAUUAAUCAAGCCAUUGGAGUCUCUGGAGUUGCUAGCCAACAAUGCAAAGCUGUAAUUCAAGAGUAUGGGCAAACAAUCAUGGAUUUGCUGUUAGCAGAGGCACAUCCAAAGAAGAUCUGCUCGCAGGUUGGAGUAUGCACUUUUGAUGGAACUCACGGAGUUAGUAUGGGAAUUGAGAGUGUAGUGGAUGAGAAAGCUGGCAGAUCAGCAGGACUGCAUGAUGGUAUGUGUUCUGCUUGUGAAAUGGCGGUCAUAUGGAUGGAGAAUCAACUGAGACAAAACCAGACUCAAGAUAGCAUAUUGAACUAUGUGAACGAGCUUUGUGAGCGUCUCCCAAGCCCAUUGGGAGAAUCAGCUGUUGACUGUGGAAAGCUUUCUUCCAUGCCUACAGUCUCCUUCACGAUUGGUGGAAAAGUGUUUGACCUCUCCCCCAAUGAGUACAUACUCAAGGUGGGCGAGGAUGAUAAAGCACAAUGUAUUAGUGGUUUCAUUGGCUUGGAUAUUCCUCCUCCCCGUGGACCUCUCUGGAUCUUGGGUGAUAUUUUCAUGGGUCGGUAUCACACAGUCUUCGAUUAUGGAAAAACCAGAGUUGGAUUUGCUGAAGCAGCUUGAUGAAACUAAUGUGUCCCUCCUAUGAAGAGAGAUGCAUAGUAAAUGGGAUUGAAUGUAUGAACACUCAUUGAAUGUAUGAACACUAAUUGAAUGUAUGAACACUCCAAGGUGUUAGAAAAACUAUACUUGUAAAUAUUUGCCUUUCUCUUCGACUAUGAGAUGUAGUAGCACUUGCUUCUAUAUCCACUUUGCUUCUAUAUCCACUGUGCUUAGUUCCUCGCGUGCAAGAAUAAUAAAAGUUCAUUUUCUUUCUCUAA
Capsicum annuum is the source of this 2161-nucleotide messenger RNA. Its product is annotated as aspartic proteinase. The transcript has 14 exons. The coding region runs from base 372 to 1904 and encodes 510 amino acids. The record is from RefSeq and is a predicted model, not a curated record. Gene Ontology annotation, molecular function: aspartic-type endopeptidase activity. Gene Ontology annotation, biological process: proteolysis; lipid metabolic process. Lineage: Eukaryota; Viridiplantae; Streptophyta; Magnoliopsida; Solanales; Solanaceae.